UAGCCGUGGAUUUGAAGAUUAGGGUUUAAGACUUGAGGCAAAAGUUGGAAAAUUUAAUCGUGCACAGAGUUUGAGAAAAACUCUGAAUUGUCAAGUUGUCGUAAGAGCGGCAAUAGGGUUCCGCUGUACCAAAUUACAAUUCAUGUAUAAUAUUCAACAUAUUUAAGGGUUGGUUACCACUUACUGGUUGGUUAUUUACUUAUUUAUGUAACUGCUGCUGCUCGUUCAAGUUCUGAAACUCUCACGAAGUCUUGGGAACAAAAGAAGUGGAAGGUUUGAAUUUUUGGUCGGGAUUUUGGGCUUCGCUCGAGUGGAAGAAGGAAGAAAUCCGGAAUCUGUUUUUUGCAUGAUAAAGCCGAAAUAAUGGCGACAGAUCUUAGUGAAUUCACCAUCAUCAAGGAGGGAGAGGCUGAGAUUCUCAUGCACGCGAAGAAUGAAGUCUUUUUCAAUAAGACCCAGGUUAACAACAGAGACAUAUCCAUUGCUGUCCUUAGGGCAUUUAUAUCAAAACGCAAACAGGAGCACGAAGCAAAACUAUCAAGAAGAACAAAAGCCGGGCAAAAGAUUUCUGAAAAUAAUGUUUCUGGACCUGUUGUGGAAGAAACACCUAAUGAAUCUGCCACAAAUGAUGAAAAGUCAAAUACAGAUCGUGAUGCUCAUGAAGAAACACCGGAUGAAUGUGGAGUUCCAAAGUUGUCAGAAGAACAAAAAGAGAUCAUCGAGGAAAAAGAACAAAGAGAUCCCAAGCCUCUUAGAGUUCUCGAGGCCUUGUCGGCUUCAGGGCUAAGAGCCUUAAGAUAUGCUCGUGAAGUAGAGGGCGUUGGUCAAGUUGUGGCGCUAGACAAUGAUAAAGCAUCAGUGGAAGCUUGUCGAAGAAACAUCAAGUUUAAUGGUUCAGUAGCAUGUGCGAAGGUGGAAUCACAUCUUACUGAUGCUCGUGUUUAUAUGCUCACUCACCCAAAAGAAUUUGAUAUGGUUGAUCUGGAUCCUUAUGGUUCACCUUCUGUUUUCUUGGACUCUGCUGUUCAAUCAGUUGUCGAUGGUGGUAUGCUGAUGUGCACAGCAACUGAUAUGGCGGUGCUUUGUGGGGGAAAUGGAGAAGUUUGCUAUUCAAAAUAUGGUUCCUAUCCUUUGAGAGGGAAAUAUUGCCACGAAAUGGCUUUAAGAAUCCUCCUUGCCUGCAUUGAGAGCCAUGCAAAUAGAUACAAGCGGUACAUUGUUCCUGUGCUAUCUGUUCAGAUGGAUUUCUACGUUCGUGUUUUUGUUCGUAUUUACACUUCUGCAAGUGCAAUGAAAAAUACUCCCCUUAAGCUCUCAUAUGUUUAUCAGUGCACUGGUUGUGAUUCUUUCCAUCUCCAGCAGAUUGGGAGAAGCGUCUCGAAGAACAACAGCAUCAGGUAUUUACCUGGUUUUGGUCCUUCUGUUCCUCAAGAGUGCAGUGAUUGUGGGAAGAAAUUCAACAUGGGUGGGCCUAUCUGGUCUGCUCCUAUCCAUGAUCAAGAAUGGGUUACUUCCAUGCUAGCAGACGUGAAGUCUAUGAAGGACACAUAUCCUGCAUAUGAUCGUAUAUCUGCUGUAUUGACAACAAUUUCAGAGGAAUUGAUGGAUGUUCCCUUAUUUUUGAGUCUCCACAACCUCUGUGCAACAUUGAAGUGCACAUCUCCAUCAGCUGUAAACUUCCGUUCUGCAGUGAUUAAUGCAGGAUAUCGCAUAUCGGGCACUCAUGUGAAUCCUUUAGGACUGAAAUCAGAUGCUCCCAUGGAUGUAAUUUGGGAUAUUAUGCGUUGCUGGGUCAAAAACCACCCGGUGAAACCUCAACCAGAAGAUCAGCCAGGAAGUGUCAUUCUUGCUAAGGAACCGGUGCUUCAAGCUAAUUUUGCUAGAGCUGUGGCAUCUCUUAGCAAGGCUCAAGCAAAGAAAGUUGCACGUUUCCUUCCAAAUCCUGAAAGACAUUGGGGCCCCAAGCUGAGAGCAGGUCGUCAAAUCGCUAGUAAGCACAUCUCUCUACUGGGCGCAGAGGCAGUAAACGGAGCUCUUAGCCAUACAGAUUCUGAAGAGCCUAAUGCAAAACGCCCCAAUGUAGAAGAAGUUGCUCUUAGCCAUACGGAUUCUGAAGAGCCUAACACAAAACGUCCGAAGUUAGUAGAAGAACCAGCUACCGAUCAGUAAAAGGUUAUCUUUCUCAUAUUUUCUAGCUUGUUACUAUGUUAUGCAACAUCUACUUCUUGACCCGACGCAUGAAAUGCUUGUUUGGGGACACUCCUGUAGAAGUAGCAAAUUUUUGUUUAAUGUUGAGGAUGGCUUGGCUUUCUUUCAAAAUAUAUCAUUUUUGUUAAUCCCUAAGAUGGUUUAGAUUUCUGUCGAGACAGAGAAAGCAUAAUUUUUUGUGAAUCCAAAUUAAAUAUAAUUUAAGCUUAUUGGCAUA
This is a messenger RNA of Momordica charantia (bitter melon), 2425 nucleotides long. RefSeq names its product N2,N2-dimethylguanosine tRNA methyltransferase. Lineage: Eukaryota; Viridiplantae; Streptophyta; Magnoliopsida; Cucurbitales; Cucurbitaceae. Gene Ontology annotation, cellular component: nucleus. Gene Ontology annotation, biological process: tRNA N2-guanine methylation. Gene Ontology annotation, molecular function: RNA binding; tRNA (guanine) methyltransferase activity. The record is from RefSeq and is a predicted model, not a curated record.